AUGUCUCUUGCUACGGAGGCUUUCAUGUCGCAGAUUGCAGCUGCUGAGCCAUGGCCAGAAAAUGCAACCCUAUAUCAACCACUGAGGGAGGAUCAAAUUCUACUCUCAGACUGCGCGUCAUCUCUUGCUGUUCAGGCCUUCCUCAGAAUGUGUGGUUUACCAGUGCAGGUGGUUUGCAGAGCAAAUGCUGAAUACAUGUCACCAUCAGGCAAGAUCCCUUUCAUCCAUGUUGGAAACCAGGUGGUGUCAGAACUUGGGCCAAUUGUUCAGUUUACUAAAGCGAAGGGCCAUUCUCUGAGUGCUGGACUGGAUGACGUCCAAAGAGCUGAGAUGAAAGCGUACAUGGAGCUGGUUAACAACAUGCUCCUCACUGCUGAGUUGUAUGUCCAGUGGUGUGACGAUGCUACGGCUACUGAGAUUUCCCGUCCCAGGUACAGCAGUCCCUACUCAUGGCCCCUGAAUAACAUUCUGGCCUUUCAGAAGCAGUGGGAGGUUCGUAGGAAGAUGAACGCCAUCGGCUGGGGAGGAAAAACCCUGGAGAAGGUUUAUGAAGAUGUAAGUCAGUGCUUUCAGGCUCUGUCGCAAAGACUGGGGACACAGACAUACUUCUUUGCUAAACAGCCUACUGAGCUGGACGCGUUGGUAUUCGGUCACCUCUUCACCAUACUAACCACCAGGCUGACCAACAACGAGCUGGCAGAGAGGAUCAAGAGCUACAGCAACCUGCUGUCAUUCUGCAGACGCAUAGAACAGACCUACUUCGAAGGGAAGCACUCGUGAAGCACCGAGAAAACCCUCGCUGUUGAUCGGACUGAUCUCGGCCAAUACAUUCGCUCUUUGCUCCAUUUUUUUUUCUUUAUUAAGCACUGGGUUUCAACUGAUAUUUCUUAUCAUUCUUUUUUCUUUCCCGUACAUGAUGCUUGUUGUGAACGUAGUUCAGAGAAAUGAUAAAAACAGACUAAACAUAUCCAGCGGCUGCGUAUUAAAAGUAAUCCAUCGUUAAAUGUGUUUCGUUUCAGUGAUUUUUGGCGACGCCAGAUUUCUGCCAUCUUCCUGACUCUGUUCGGUGGAUGAACGGAGAACAAAGUUACAUUUCUCCAAGCAAACCGUGAGAGCAGAUAACUCGGGCUUAAGAGGGUUUCAUGAAAGAGCAACAAUUUUUUAUUAAUAGUUUCAUUAAGAAGAGAAAAGACAAGCAUGGAGCGGUACACUGAGCAGGUCAACUGGUAAAAUCCACAAGUGAAAAAAACAAUGCUGGAAUGUAAGAAAGGAAAGUCUGACUGACCAGGAGAACAAUAAUGAGGCAGAGCACCUACAGAGGAAUGACCCAACCCCAAUGGACAGUGAUUCAAUAAACUAAAGGAGGCCACAGCUUCAUUCAGUGUCAUAGAGGGCGGUAAAGCAGGUGGAAUCAAAUUGUAAAGAAGGACUUAAGAGAGUGGUGUUUUUUUUAACCUUGGAGUAGCAAACCUGGAAUUCAGGAAAAGAAAUGGUAGCACCAGGAAGGGAUACGUAACACAAUUACAGGAAGAGGAAGUGGGCGGUGACCUGUACAAGACAGGGGGCCGUGUUCUUCCACCAUCUAACAUUUUCACCAACUGGACAUAAAGGUAAAUGGAAAUUUGAAGAAAAGCGUAGGACUGGAAAAAAAAUUGUAUCCAAGUGAAACCACCUGACGCCCUUGACCAGGGAUGGAAUAACAAAAAAAAAAAAAAGAGUUGGAGUUUCUGGGGUUUUGACCUUCUUUAAAGAACAAGGGAAUUAAUAAUAAUUUAAAAAUUAAGUUUUAUUUUUCAAGAGAUUGUCAGACUUGCUGCUCAGGUCCAGAGAGGAAAUCUGGAAAGACGAAAAUCCACAUCAGGCUUCAGUGGUUAUUCCACAGUAAACGAAAGGAGUUGACCUGAAGAAGAUUCAAAUCAAAGUCCAGCACGAACAUCCUACAAGUGGUUUCCAAACCGCUUUUCAGCGGUCGGUUCCAACUACAGCCUGUCAAAUACAGCAGGACCAACACAGGAAGACGCCUCUUAGGAUUUUGUUACUGAGGAUUACCUGUGGUCAGCGGUCAC
Messenger RNA from Cynoglossus semilaevis (tongue sole), 2066 nucleotides. RefSeq names its product metaxin 2 (gene mtx2). Gene Ontology annotation, biological process: cell migration; homophilic cell-cell adhesion; cell-cell adhesion mediated by cadherin. The record is from RefSeq and is a predicted model, not a curated record. Gene Ontology annotation, molecular function: cadherin binding; calcium ion binding; protein phosphatase binding. The coding region runs from base 1 to 780 and encodes 259 amino acids. The transcript is spliced from 12 exons. Gene Ontology annotation, cellular component: plasma membrane; catenin complex; SAM complex. Lineage: Eukaryota; Metazoa; Chordata; Actinopteri; Pleuronectiformes; Cynoglossidae.